Messenger RNA from Zasmidium cellare ATCC 36951, 2463 nucleotides. Its product is annotated as carbohydrate-binding module family 52 protein. Gene Ontology annotation, molecular function: carbohydrate binding. The record is from RefSeq and is a predicted model, not a curated record. NCBI's taxonomy places the organism in Eukaryota, Fungi, Ascomycota, Dothideomycetes, Mycosphaerellales, Mycosphaerellaceae. The transcript has 4 exons. Bases 1 to 2463 code for a protein of 820 amino acids.
AUGGUUUUGGGAUCUUUGCUUCUUGGGUUGUUACUGGGAGGGGCCCGUGUUGUUGCUCUUCCGCAGGAUAGUAGUGAGGAGGAGUUGAGGGAUUGUGGUGAGGCGAGGUAUUAUCCAUCCAUGUACACCUGCUACGAUGGUGAUUUCCUCUGCCCGAUCCUCAAUGGCGAGCCGACCUUGCGCUGCGGCGAGGACUGCUACCUGCCGGAGAUGUACUCUUGCAGCAACGGCGAGCUUGUAUAUCCACCAGGAUCUUCCAUUGCAACGGCGAGUGCAAUAUCGACUUCGACUUCGAGCUCGGCGACCUCUGUGCCCACCUGUACCGAAGAGCCGACGACGCAGUGGCUAAGCGAUCCGCCUUAUGAGAACUACUUCUACUCGGACUGUCAUUCAGCCUCGCAAGUCGUCGUGACGAGUCCGUUGGAGGAUAGUAAUCUGACCAUCAUUGGCCCACGUCUGCUCGUAGCAUGGCCAGCAGGGAACUCGGGCGUCGUGGGUUUCUUCAGCCCGCAGAAUGGCGUUAACGGAUCUCUGGCGAUUCGACUGGAGAAUGGGACGUCGACGUUUCCACUUCAUGGGGCGUACGUCGAGGCCGCGGCGGACUCGUUAUCUGGAUAUCCUUUUGUUGGGAUCAGCACGUUGGUCAACUUCAACUCGUCUGCUGUCUUGACUGUGCCGAUUAUGGGGAGUAUCAGAAACAUUCGGGACUUUACUGAGGGUCCUUCUCUCGUGUAUCCGGUCUUUCAGGAUGCCAUCGAAUGGAAUGAAACUGACGACGGAGGCGUGCUGCUCUCGAGAUUAUGGCUGGACAAUGUAACCACGACGCAGAUGUCCUUCGUCCCAACCAGUGGCGAGGGCAGCAUUUCAAUCCAGACGAACGACCAGGGGAAUCGAACUCUGGAGCUGGCGGCCGGCACGUACAACUUCACAGCCUGGUUCGACUAUCCUCAGCUCACGCAGUUGAACUCCAGCGAAGUUUUGAACGAUCAGUCCCAGGGUCUGAUUGAGUCUCAGUCGGGACAGACGACGUCUCUUUCGUUCUUGUCGUACUCCGAGAAGCUUCUGGCAGGCGCAUGGCGUUUCUUGACGUACUUUGGACGAGACAGCAUGAUCGCUGCUCUGCUCUUACAGCCAGUGCUCUCUGAGGGCGAAGGAGGCGCAAUCGAGGCUGUCAUCGCUGCGGUUCUCGAACGUCUCAACAAGACUUCUGGAAUUGUAUGUCACGAAGAGACGAUAGGCGAUUAUGCAACCUUCUUGAACCUACAGGACAACAUCACAGGUCCGGAAGCGUUGCGUCCUGGCUGUACCUAUCAGAUGGUGGAUACAGACUACUACCUCGCCCCUUUGAUGGAGAACUACUUCCUGAAGACCGAAACUGGAAGGAGCCGCAGAGAAGCCUUCUUCGCCACCAACUCCUCUCUCGACUUCGGAAACAUGGGCCUCACAUACGGCGAACUCGCCCUAAUCAACGCCGAAGCCGUAGUCAAAAACUCCGCCCCCUUCGCCCAGUCCGGCGGUCAAACCAAGGACAACCUCAUCCACCUCGAAGAAGACCAACUCGUCGGCGAAUGGCGCGACAGCACCUACGGUAUCGGCGGCGGCCGCAUCCCCUACGAUGUAAACACGGGCCUCGUCCCAGCAGCCCUCCGCUCCAUCAGCGCCCUCUCCAGCGCAGGUUUCUUCCCCUCCCACCCAGACUGGCAACAAACCGCCGCCGCCUACGCCCAAGUCUGGGAAGACAACACGCUCCAAUUCUUCCAAAUCACCAUCCCCAUCGCCGAAGCGAAAUCUCUCGUAGAGAACUACACCCAAACCGCCGGCCACGACUUCCCCUCGCACGCCGACGACAUCAGCGCAGAUAUCGUCUUCCACGGCCUCGCGCUCGACGGGAACAACAACCAAUCCAUCGUCCGCGUCAUGAACACAGAUGAUUGUUUCCGGCUGUUCUUGACCAACACCACCAACAACGAGCAGUUGACCUCUUUCCUCAACCAGUCGGCCAACAAUAUCCUCGCGCCGUUUCCGGUCGGUUUGAGUAACCCCGUGGGACUUUUGGUCGCGAAUCCGGCGUAUGGAGACGAUCCUGUCUAUGCGGCCAACUGGACGAAUAACGCCUACCACGGAACGGUGGUGUGGUCCUGGCAGUUGGCCAUGACGGGCGCUGGGUUACAAAGACAGCUCGAACGAUGUUCUGCGUCGACGCCUGCUCCGGCUUUCUGUCAGGAUGAGGUUGUGAGGGGGAAUGUGAGGGCGGCGUAUAACCAUCUCUGGGACCUCAUCGAGGCGAAUGAGCCGUAUAUCAACAACGAGGUGUGGUCGUGGUUGUAUCAGGAUGGGGAGUUUACGUUCGAGCCGCUGGGGGCUUUGCCGCCUCCUGCUGGACUGAAUCCCACCGAGUCGAAUGUCAGACAACUCUGGUCACUGACCUGGCUGGCGGUGACGCGCGAUGAAUCUCUGAGGUAG